Molecule: messenger RNA, 1821 nt
Organism: Indicator indicator
Lineage: Eukaryota; Metazoa; Chordata; Aves; Piciformes; Indicatoridae
Gene: GLMN
Product: glomulin, FKBP associated protein
Exons: 18
Coding region: 1-1821 (606 amino acids)
Cellular component (GO): cytoplasm
Molecular function (GO): ubiquitin-protein transferase inhibitor activity
Source: RefSeq, a predicted model, not a curated record
AUGCCAGAAGAGCAAAAUCAAGCUGUAAUGGCAGUUGAUGAACUUCAAGCCAUAAUACAAAGAUGUCAAAUUCUGGAAGAAGCUGAUUUCAAAGGGGAAGAUUUUAAUCUGUUUCUGGUAGCAGGUCAGAAAUGUUUGGAAGAUGGGUAUGCAGCUCAGUUAUUAGAAGUAAUUCAAAAUGAGAAAAACAAGGUUAUCAUCAAGAAUAUGGGUUGGAAUCUCAUCUCUCCUCUUGUUAGAUGUAUUUUCUUGUAUGAACGGGAAGAUGAUAAGAGAGAACACUGCCUGAAGAUACUAGAUCAGUUGGCACAGCUAUGCAAUCCAAAGGAACUUUUCUUGGGUUUACUUGAGCAGAUUGAGCAGACCUCUGGAGAGCAGGUGUGCAAAACUGUCUUGUUAUUGCUUCAGCCUUUGCAGACAGUGCUUUUGAAACUUCAGAACAAGAAAGCCUACUCAGUGGGUUUAUCUUUGGCUGUGAUUAUGAAUCAGCUUACUCCCUUACCUGUACCUUAUACAAAACAACAAAUACAAGAAGAUAAAUUUGGUCUGUGUCGAUGUUGUAGUGCAGUGGUUGACUUUGCUAAACCAUUUGUGACUGAAGUUGUUAAAAACAUGGAAAAGUUACCAGAAUACAAUGACAUGGAGCUGAAAGAAGAAUUAAUAAAAUUCUGUAUGAAAAGUCUGAAAUAUCCAUUGUUGACAGCUCAGCUUGAACAGCUUGAAGGCGUUGAAGAACAUCCCUUUCGGCGUUUUGCAGCUGAAAUUAUAAGCAUUUUGUGGAAUAUAAGAGAAUUGAUGCCACUGGUGGUUUUACAUCGUAAAGGCAAGAGCUCGCACUGGGAGACUCAGGAGUUUGCAGACAUAGAGCAAAAAAAUAUUGCAGAUUCUUUGGCUUGUCUUUCGUAUCUGAUGUUUGUUCACCAUUUUGGUAUUGAUAGCUUUCCAAUGGUAUUUAGUCCAUCAUACCUUCUGCAAUGCAAUAUGACACAUAUUGAAGUACUACUGAAAAGGACAGAAGAAUCUAUGUUAUCCAAAGGACUUGAUCUGUUUGAGAGCUGUUUAUUGAGAAUGGAAGAUAACAGCCUUCUCCAUCAGUAUUUAGAAUUGAGAGAUUUUAUUAAUGUACCUCAGGAUUUGGUGAAAGUUAUGACCCUUUGUCCCAUGGAGCAUAUGAGAAAGAAGAGUUUAAAUAUUUUGCAGUUGUUCAUAGACAAGUUUGAUGUGGAGGGAAAAUACACAUUAUUCAGGUGUUUACUGAAGACAAGCAACCAUGCUGGUGUGGAAGGAUAUAUUAUUAAAAAUAUAAAAGAUCAGAUUCACUUAUCGUUAACGAAGGAAUGUGAUAACAUUUGGUUUACAGGACAUCACCUUAUCUCCCUUCUAGAUUUAGUGCUUUCGCUUCCAGAAGGUGCUGAGACAGAUCUUCUGCAAAACUCAGACAGGAUUAUGGCAUCACUAAAUCUACUGAGGUACUUGGUCAUUAAGGAUUGUGAAAGUGAUAAUCAGACAGGUGUAUGGACCAUGCUUGCCAAGAUUGAGCAAAAUUUUUUAAAACCACUGCAUGUAGGACUCAACAUGUCAAAAGCACACUAUGAAGCAGAAAUAAAGAAUAAGAAAGAAAACCGAAGAGAUGCACACAGUUCUAACACAAUUUGUUCUCUGACUGUUAGUGGGGAAAAGAUGCCUGCCAUGACUACAGAAAUGCAGCUUCAGGUUUUAGACUCUGCUCUCUUUACAUUUGAUUUAAUAGAAAGUGUUCUAGCUCGAGUAGAAGAACUCAUUGAAGUGAAAAUAAAAGCUGCAGUGGAUGAAAAUAGUUAG